AUGUCCUCAAAUUCUAGCCUGCUACUUCCCAUCGCUGCUCAUGGUCCAAGAGUAACAACAAGUCUUGUUCAUCCUUUCGUUCUUCCUACAUCCAAUCAUCCAAAACGUCGUGGUAGCAUUGGAACGAAUACUUUGUGGCUCGGACGAUUUGACAGCUCAUUGGCUCCAUAUAUUAAACGCGAAGUCCCAUGUUCACCUGAACUUCAAGCCCUGCCAUCACCAACGAAAUCCUCGGACCCUGAUUUCUAUUUCUACGUCAUCUCUGCCAAGCAUCAAGAUUUCUUCAGAAAAGACAUGCGAGUACCACCCUGCCUCAAUGUCGAGAAAUCUUGA
Botrytis porri is the source of this 333-nucleotide messenger RNA. RefSeq lists its product as uncharacterized. NCBI's taxonomy places the organism in Eukaryota, Fungi, Ascomycota, Leotiomycetes, Helotiales, Sclerotiniaceae. The record is from RefSeq and is a predicted model, not a curated record. The coding region runs from base 1 to 333 and encodes 110 amino acids. The transcript has a single exon.